Molecule: messenger RNA, 1384 nt
Organism: Anoplopoma fimbria (sablefish)
Lineage: Eukaryota; Metazoa; Chordata; Actinopteri; Perciformes; Anoplopomatidae
Gene: htr7c
Product: 5-hydroxytryptamine (serotonin) receptor 7c
Exons: 2
Coding region: 37-1242 (401 amino acids)
Biological process (GO): chemical synaptic transmission; circadian rhythm; smooth muscle contraction
Cellular component (GO): dendrite; plasma membrane
Molecular function (GO): neurotransmitter receptor activity; G protein-coupled serotonin receptor activity
Source: RefSeq, a predicted model, not a curated record
CGUCCCUUGCAACCCCUCCGAGAUAACGUUGUCGUGAUGUACAAUACUUCGGAAAUUGAGCUCACUUUUAACAAGAGGGAGGAUAUUUCCGAAGUUAUCAAUGGCACUCUGCAGCUUUUCUACAACGUCCUCGUCACCAUCAGUCCCACCACCAUGUGGAACGAGUCGUGCGGGGAGCAGCUGCAGGAUUUCGGGUACCCGGAGAAGAUCAUCAUCGGGGUGAUGUUGGCGAUCAUCACGGCGGUCACCGUCAUGGGGAACACGCUGGUGGUGAUCGCUGUGUGCGUGGUGAAGAAACUGAGACAACCUUCAAACUACCUUCUGGUCUCUCUAGCAGUGGCGGACCUGUCAGUGGCCAUAGUUGUGAUGCCUUUUGUAAUAGUGACAGACCUGACCGGGGGCAAGUGGCUUUUUGGAGAGGUGUUCUGCAACAUCUUCAUUGGCAUGGAUGUAAUGUGCUGCACUGCCUCCAUCAUGACCCUGUGUGUGAUCAGCGUCGAUAGAUAUCUGGGGAUCACACGGCCCCUCACCUACCCAGCCCGGCAGAACGGUCAGCUGAUGGCGAAGAUGAUCCUGGGAGUGUGGCUGGCAUCAGCAUCCAUCACCCUGCCACCUUUCUGUGGCUGGGCCAAAAACGUCCACACAGCCGGAGUGUGCCUCAUUAGCCAAGACUUUGGCUACACCAUCUAUUCCACAGCUGUAGCCUUCUACAUCCCAAUGCUGGUCAUGCUGGUCAUGUACUACAAGAUCUUCAAGGCAGCUCGCAAGAGUGGCGCCAAGCACCGCUUCACUGACCUUUCGCGCCGCGAGCGCCUCGAAACAGUAACUAAUGAAGCGCUGCGAAUGCAGGGCCUGAAGCCGCCUGGUGUGGUGGAGGAGUGCGCGGCCCUGUCCCGCCUGCUGAACCGCGAGCGCAGGAACAUCUCCAUCUUCAAGCGGGAGCAGAAAGCGGCAACAACACUUGGUGUGAUCGUGGGGGUCUUCGCGGUGUGCUGGCUGCCCUUCUUCAUCCUGUCCACUGCCAGGCCCUUUAUCUGUGGAGUGGAGUGUAGCUGUGUGCCUAUCUGGCUGGAGCGCACGCUGCUCUGGUUAGGCUACGCCAACUCCUUAAUGAACCCUUUCAUUUACGCCUUCUUCAACCGAGACCUGCGCUCCACUUAUCGUGACCUUCUCCGCUGUCGUUAUCGCAACAUCAACCGCAGACUGUCUGCUGUGGGCGUGCAUGAGGCUCUCAAGGUUUAAAUUGGCAACUUCUGCAGCAUAUAUGGACUCUCAAAAAUGUGGAGUAAGGGGGCCCUGUGCUGGUGCACUUGGUGCUUACAGGGCGACAUGUAGCCUUCACAGCAGGCCUGUAGAUAAGACAAAGACUGGCAGAAUGGGAGUC